Molecule: messenger RNA, 1932 nt
Organism: Ziziphus jujuba (common jujube)
Lineage: Eukaryota; Viridiplantae; Streptophyta; Magnoliopsida; Rosales; Rhamnaceae
Product: O-fucosyltransferase 37
Exons: 6
Coding region: 131-1825 (564 amino acids)
Cellular component (GO): cytoplasm
Source: RefSeq, a predicted model, not a curated record
CCUCUCUCUCUCUCUCUCUCUAUAUAUAUAUAUAUAUCUGUGUGUGUUCAAGAACUGAGAUCCAAGAUUCAAAGAAUAAAACACCACCAUUAAUCUUCGAUAGCUCACUCUGUGAUAAAGCUCUGCUUCAAUGGCGAGACCAAGAAGCACCAAGAACUCCUUCAUCACCAUAAACCCAUCACCAUUUUUGCACUUGCUUCCACUUUCACCACUGUAUUCCCUCUUCUUCUCCCUCAAGAAGAAUCCAAGAAACCUCAACAGCCUCUGCACCUCACAACCCAUCUCUCUCUUUUAUCUUUCCAUCCUAUUUUCCUUCACUUUCUUGGGAAUUCUCAUCCUCAUUUUCCUACCAUCUUCUCAAGAAUUCGUCCCCUGCCCUGUCACUUCACCAUCAUCAUCACCACCUUCUCAAUCUUCCUUCUUCUUCACCUCUCUCGCUUCCACUGUUUCCGAUGAUAAUGGAGUUUCCGACGAGCCGAAACUGUUGAACAGUGUUAUGGUUCCGUUGCCGGCUCAAAGGGUCGUCGGAAAUGUCUCCGAAAAGGAGAGAGAGUUCUGGAAUCAACCAGAGGGAGAAGGGUACAAGCCAUGUUUGGAUUUCAGCAUUGGGUAUCGAAAAGCUUCUUCGAGGAUUUCGAAGGAGAAGAGGAGGUUUCUAAUGGUGGUUGCUUCAGGGGGUUUGAACCAGCAAAGGAAUCAGAUUGUUGAUGCUGUUGUCAUCGCUAGGAUUCUCGAAGCCGCUUUGGUUGUUCCCGUUUUGCAGGUCAAUCUCAUUUGGGGAGACGAAAGCGAAUUUUCGGAUAUUUUCGACGUUUUGCGUUUCAAGAGGACUUUGAAAGCUGAUGUUAGAGUUGUCUCAUCUUUACCGUCUACACAUUUGAUGUCAAGGCAGUCAAUUGAGACCAGGAUUCCUCGUGAUGUCACUCCACAGUGGAUCCAUGCCAGAUUCUUCAACCAAUUGAAUCAAGAAGGCGUUCUGGUAUUAAAAGGGAUAGAUUCUAAACUCUCAAAGAAUCUUCCACCUGAUUUGCAGAAGCUUAGGUGUAAGGUGGCUUUCCAUGCUUUGAGAUUUGCAGAACCAAUUAGGGAGCUUGGGAAUCAACUAGCAAAGAGAAUGUGGAUUGAAGGUCCAUACAUUGCUCUCCAUCUCAGACUUGAGAAAGAUGUGUGGGUCAGAACAGGAUGUCUCACCGGUCUUGGCCCGGAAUUCGAUGAUGUCAUCGCCAAAAUCCGGCAAUCUCGGCCGGAAUACCUCACUGGAAGGUUGAACAUGAGCUAUGUUCAACGACGCCUUGCGGGACUGUGCCCGCUUAAUGCAUUGGAAAUGGCAAGAUUGCUUAAGGGUCUUGGUGCACCGAAAAGUGCACGGAUAUACAAUGCCGGAGGAGAACCCUUCGGCGGAAAGCAGGCUCUGCAGCCACUUUUGUCAGAAUUUCCGAAUUUAGUGACAAAGGAAAUGUUGGCAAAAGAAGGAGAGCUCACACCCUUCAUGAACAAGUCAUCUGCUUUGGCUGCCAUAGACUACAUUGUCUCAUUGAGCAGCAACGUGUUUGUACCUUCCCAUGGUGGAAAUAUGGGCCGAGUCAUGCAGGGUCACAGAGCUUAUGUGGGGCAUAGGAAGUUUAUAAAGCCUAACAAAAGAGCUAUGCUACCCGUCUUUGAAGACAAGUCAAUUUCUGACGAAGAAUUUGGAAGCAUUAUCAGAGAGCUUCAUAGGAAAUCUAGUGGACAACCUGAGCCAAGAGGUUAUAGGAGGGACAAGGAUGUGAUAGCGUAUCCAGUUCCUGAAUGCAUGUGUAAUAAACCUAGCUCAAGCAUUUUUUAAGCAAACUCUAUGAGAACCCAACUUGGGAUCUCUGUUUUUAUUUUGUAACAAAAAUUUGUAAUUCUUUCUUUUGACAAUUUGUAAAGCAAUUUGGUGAUUUUUUUUUU